This is a messenger RNA of Closterium sp. Naga37s-1, 2355 nucleotides long. The record is from the annotation of a GenBank genome assembly. NCBI's taxonomy places the organism in Eukaryota, Viridiplantae, Streptophyta, Zygnematophyceae, Desmidiales, Closteriaceae.
AUGGCCGCCUCUGUCGUCGCCACAGCAUCUGCUGCUUCCACCCCCGCCCUAGUCACUGCCGCGCUCGCCGCCUUUCGCCGUCACACGCACGCGCACGCACACGUCUCGCCGCGCCGUCCCUGCUCCUCAUUCCCCUCGUCCAUCGCACCUGCUGCGACCUCCGCGUCCCGUUCCGCCUGCGCACCAGCCGCGCGCGACGCAGUCCCGCUCGCGCCCUCCCGCGCCUCCGCCGCCAGCGCUGCGUACCCAGCCGCCACAUCCGCGUCGCUCCGCGUAUUUUGCACUCCGUCGCUGAUCAGCGCGCCGCAAGGCUCCGCCCGUCGCGCCGCAGUCGUCGCCAUGGCGACAUCGGCCGCUGACGCGAGUGGCGUCUCGCCCUCUGCCGGCGGCGGAGCGGAGGCUCCGCCGGAGGGGUAUCGCGCGAACGUGGGGGUGUGCGUGGUGAACGCGGCGAACGAGGUGUUCGUGGCGUCGCGACUGGACAUGCCGGGCGCGUGGCAAAUGCCGCAGGGCGGCAUUGAUGCGGGGGAGGACAUCCGCAGCGCCGCCCUGCGCGAGCUGCGCGAGGAGACAGGCAUCUCGUCCGCUCUGCUGCUCGCGGAGACGCCUGAGUGGCUGUGCUACGACUUCCCCCCCGCUGUGCGCCAGAAGCUUGCCGUGCAGUGGGGCCGCGAGUGGAAGGGACAGGCUCAGAAAUGGUUCCUGUUCCGCUUCGUGGGGGAGGAGAGCGAGAUCAAUCUGGAGGGGCAGGGAGGCGAGCCGCCAGAGUUCUCCGAGUACAAGUGGCUGCCGCCUGCUGACGUGGUGGCUGGGGCAGUGGAAUUUAAACGACCUGUGUAUGAAGCUGCCAUGCGUGUGUUCGAGCCCGUCCUAGCGUCACAGCAAUCCCCAGCCGCCGAUCCGUCCCGCGAUCGAGAGUAUUCGUUUGACGCGCACUUUUGUUGCCAUCUUCUCUCGCCGACUUCCCUCCCCGUCUGGUCGCGCGGACACCGCGUAGCAGUGUCGAUGUGGCCUCAACGGGGCAACCGGCUCCUGCCCUCGCUCCGCCAAUCGAUCUCUGACACGUGGCGGGGUCAUCCGCCGCCUGCUCUUCGGGAGUAUCAACCCUCACAUCUAUCGAAUCCGCGAUCGCAUUCGCGGUCCUUGUGGUCCGCAGCAGUCAACACAAGUCAAGAAGCGUCGUCGGGCGCGGGGAAGACGGGAAGCGACCAGCGGCAAGAGGCGUCUGGGCCCGCCGGUACCGGUCCGUCCGCGGCCGGCGGAUCUGAAGCCCGCGCGGAUGGCGCAGGGGGGUCUGAGGGAGCCGGGGGAGCGGGGGGAGCAGGCGGAGAAGCGGGAGGAGAAACGGGAUCCGAGGGGCAAGCAAGCGACGGGGCGGCGGGGGGCAGUGAUGGGCGAGCGAAGGUGGUGUGGCCGUUGGAUCGGGCUCGGCAGGUGGUGAAGCGCGUGGUGGGGUUCGUGACUUCGCGCGUGUCGUGGCUGGCGCGAUCCGGUCCUUUCGAAAGGGUGAAGAAGGCGGUGCUGUUUGUGCGCGAGGAGCUCACCACGCCUCCCGCCAAGCGCCUGGCUGCCAAGCGCAAGGCGGAAGCAGAGGCCAUGGCAGCCGCCGCCAAGGCGUUUGAGCCGUCGGAUCGCGUGGAUCUGACGGUGGUGAAGAGGAAGGUGCCGUGGUGGCGAGCGCGCAUUGAGAGUGUGCUGAAUAAGGUGAGGGAGCACUGGGUGGUGCAGCGGGUGUACGGCGUACAGCACCACCCCAUCGUCACCAAGAGCAAGGAGGUGGUGGAUGAGAUGAAGGACCGGUGGGAGACGAGCGACAGCCCUGUCGUGCACCGCAUUCAGGAUUUAAAUGAUUCCAUCUUUGGGGAGACGGCGACAGCCAUGGCUGUAAAGGAGAUCAGACGCAGAGACCCGGACUUCUCUCUCUCGGACUUCAUCCACGAGGUGCAGGAGGAUGUGCUGCCUGUGCUCAACGCCUACAUGCAUGGCGACCUAGCAGCGCUCAAGGCGCGGUGUCGCAAGGAGGUGGUGGAGCGGUGCCGGGCAGAGCGCUCUGCCAUGCUCGCCCAGGGCCUGCACGCGCACCACCGGAUUCUGCACCACGCAGACGUGGAAGUGAGGGAGGUGAAGCUGGUCGGUAACGAUCCUGUCAUCAUCCUCCAUUUUACAUCACAGCAGAUUUUCUGCUUAAUGGACAAACAGGGGAAGGUGCAUGAAGGGGGGAAGGACAACAUAAUGACCAUGUUCCAUGCAUGGGCCAUGCAGCAGGCAUCAUUGGAGGAUCUCGCAGAGGAUCCAAAUGAGCCCAAGUGGCGCUUGAGGGAGAUGCAGCAGAUGGGCAUGCAAGCACUCAUUUAA